Messenger RNA from Argiope bruennichi, 3581 nucleotides. RefSeq lists its product as uncharacterized. The record is from RefSeq and is a predicted model, not a curated record. The transcript has 5 exons. Lineage: Eukaryota; Metazoa; Arthropoda; Arachnida; Araneae; Araneidae. The coding region runs from base 100 to 1071 and encodes 323 amino acids.
AAAAACAUCUCAGCUCUCCCAUGAUGCUUUGCGCGCAACCCAUGCUUUUCGCGCCCAGCGUUCACCACUUUUCACAAUUCAGCUUUUGGCGUUGUGAACAUGGCGGUCGCUCAGGCAGUUCAAGCUGUUGUUCCAGUGCAACCAACAAAUGUUGUAGUCACCCAACAUGAAGUAUAUAAUCCUCAUGCCACGAUUGAACAGUUGGGUUCAAUUAUUCCUGUUCAACCGGACGAUACAGGACCUCCUGCGAUUAAAAAAGCUCGUGAAUCCACAGGAAAAUGGAAAGGAUAUGAUAGCAAAAGAGUUUUCAAGAAAGAAUGGGAAGAGAGAUACGCAUGGGUUUCCGCUGUUCCCGAGGAUCCAACUCUUGCAUAUUGCAAAAUAUGUGGCAAAAAAAUAAGAGCUCACAAGGGAGAUAUAGAAAAACAUCAAAAAACAAAGCGACAUUUAAAGAAACAAACCACAUCCGACAUAUUAGCUGACUUGAUACCUAUUUCUUGUGAGGGGGUUCCUCAUCAAAUGAAUGUUCCGGGUCUCAUCCCAGCAAUCUCGGGCCCCGAAGGUGCUCCAUCUUAUCAGAACUUAGAUGGUACUAAAAACAAUGACAUUGAAAGCAAUGGAGAUGCAAGAGUUGUACCCCCGACAGCACAAGUUCCUGAUGGCCAGCAACAAAUCAUUUACUUUACUGAAUCUGCUGUCGAUUCAGCUCAUCAAGCAGCCAAUACUGUGAUUGACAAACUGGUUGAGAAAUAUCAUCAAAGAAGACUUGACAACUUAAAAAUUGAGCAUGAAGCCAUCUUGCAACUUUACAAAGAUCAAUUACUCCUGUCCCAGCGAGAAACUCAGUCUAAAGUGGAAGCAGAUGCUGAGAGAGCCCAGUUUGAACGUGAAGAACAUGAAGCAAGGUUACGAUUUAUGCAAGAAGAGCAUAAUGCUAAACUGAAAUCGAUUGAAGAGGAACAUAAUGCAAAAUUGAGGGCUAUAGAACAAGAAUUACUCUUUGCACAGCAGGAGUACGAAAAGAAAAUGCGUUUGUUAGAUGUUCAGUUAUCAUCUAUAAAUAAACUUUAACUUGUUUCAACCAUUCCUGAUCAGAUCCUCAAUACGUUAUGUAAUUUUUACAGAAGAUUGACGUUUGCCAAUAUUUGGUGACAUAUUUAUAUUGUACAAAAGUUGCAUUUUCCAUUACAAAUAAUGGGGAAAAAUAUAUCACUGGAGCUUAAAGUUUCCUUAUAGUUAUAUACCCUAAAACAGUUUUAAUGACAGACACCUUUCCUAAAUUCAUCAUUUUUGGUUAGGAUGUUUUUCACAUUGCAUUUUAAAGAAUAUUUUGUGUUCCUUUUUUUUUUGCUAUCAUAUGCUGACAAGUUUGUGGAUUUUAGAAAAAGCAAUAAAGUGUGUUUGGUCUAAGAUGUGAAUACUUUUAAUAAUUAGUAGUUCAAAUUAUCAGCAGUGUUUAGUAAUGGUCUGCUUGUUGUAUAUUCUUAUACCAUUUAUUUGUAAAGUCUAGUAUAAAAGAACUACUAUUUACUAAAAAGAUAUGACCUACUGAAAUGAAAUAACUUCUAAUAUUGUUUUCUUUGUGUAUAUAUAUCUUCUCUUACUCCAUUUCUUCUGGCAAGAUUCAGCUGAGUUUGCCAUUUUAAGUAACUUCAUCAGUUUAUUUUGAUCCUUGCGAGUCAGUGUGUUUUCCUCUAGUAAUACUCAAUAUUGUAUUUAUAUCUUUAACCCUCUGACUUCUGCCUCAAAGGCACAAAAUGCUGAGCUUUCUCCCUGUCUAAUCCUUUUCUCUUUCAAUAGAAAACUAACUGGCUUAUAAAUAGUUAUUAAUUUUUUAAUAACUAUUUAAUGUGCAAUUAUGAGACUGUGGGAGUUCGAAGUCAGAGGGUUAAUGGUGCCAAAUCAGUAUUGAAAGUUCUUGGAGUUCUUGUAAUAGUUAUUAUCUUAAAAUUGCAUUGGAAAAUAUAGCAUUAUUUAAAUUUUGUUUUCAUUGCUGCAAGUCGGACAAUUAUAAAACAUGGCAUUGAUUAGAAUUUCAAAACAAUUUGAUUAAAUGCUUCUUAAUAAAAUAUAAUAAUUAUUUUGUUUAAAAAAAGGAGGAAAUCACUGUUGUUUGAUUAGCUUAUUUUGCUAGUUGUUUUUAUGAUUGGAAAUCUUCAAGCAGCAUGAAUAACUUAGGUUAACUUAAUGCAAAAAUUUGUAUUUACCAAGUUUUUGUAAGAGAUAUUUUAAUGUUAUUUUUUACUAAAUUGGAAGUAAUACCUUUGUUAUAAUAUGAAGGAGAUAACUUAAAAAUUCUGGAAUUUGUUUAUAUUGAGACUUUUUAGUGACCAGGCCUAUUAUUAUAUAAAAUAGUUUUUUGCAUUAAGUUAGCACUCCCACUGUUUCAUUGCACAAUCUUUCCAUUGAUAUAGGCAUUUGCAUGUCUAUAUUAAUUAUUUUGAAGCCAGUUAGAGUUAGUGAGAGAGAAUAUUAGGAUUAGGCAGGAAAGAAAGCUCAACAUUUUGAUUUUUUUUUUCAUGCCUGCUUGAGGAUAUCCAUCAGAAGUUCUUCUUUUUCAAGUAGUUUCUUCUGUUAAAGUUGUUUGUAUUUUGUUAAAUCAGUAGUUUAUUUUUGAGUGCAUAUUUUUGGUGCUUCAUUUUUCUGAUUUUUUAAGGGGGGGGGAGAGGCUUUUUGUAUGUAAAUUGAUUUAGAUGCUCAUGGAAUAUAUAACAUACAGAAUCUGCUUUUUUUACUCUGAGUAUUUUUUUGUUAUCAGAAAUUUUCAAGUGACUUUAUUUAUUAAAAAUGUGUAAGAUUGUAUCUUUUUAUCUUGAUAGAGUUUUAAUUGAAUUUUAUUUAGUUCCAAUAUGCAACUGAAUACUCUAUGUAGUUUAGUUAAUGUAUAAAGUAUUAUAGCCAUAUGAAAUUCUGUUGUGAAGAUUUAAUGUUUUUGAGGGGUUAAAAAAAUACUUUUCCAGAUUUAUAGUUUAAAAUGGUUUUGACCUUGACUUUUGUUUUGAUAUUUCUGACAAAAGAUGGUUUCCCCCCUUCUUUUAAUGAGUAGUGCCAUUCUGAUUGUUCCUAUACUUUUCAAAACCUUAAUAUGUUAAAUAAAGUGGAGCUUUUGAGGAAAUGAGUAAUUUACCUCAUCUCCUCAUUUCAAUUUAUUUAAAAUAUUUCUUCUGCAUAUUGCUAUUGAUAUUUUGUUACAUAUUUUAUGUAUACUUUAAAAAAUUGUAUAUAAUUAUAUUUAUAUUCUUCAAUAAUUUUCAGUUAAAUGCUUCAAGUGUUGAAGAAAAAUUAUUUCAUUCAGCAUCGGUAAUAAAUAUUUUAUUAAAAUUUGACUUUUUUCUCUCCCAAAUGUGGUGUUCCAUAAACUAUGUUUCUGCUAUAGAAAUAUUAAAAAUGAAUUUAUUUAAAAUGGUUACAAAUUAUACAAAAGAGUUUUAUAUUAAUCUGUAGGGCUAUUGUUCAAAACAUUUGACACUAAUUCAUAUAUUAUUGUUAAGAAUGCCAGAAGAUAUAUGCACUUCAAUCACAAGUGAUUUCCUGUCAUGUAAUAACCUGGUUUAACAAAAUAAAGCAACUAUUUUUUUGCA